Messenger RNA from Penicillium canariense, 885 nucleotides. Its product is annotated as COG2 family protein. The coding region runs from base 1 to 885 and encodes 294 amino acids. Gene Ontology annotation, cellular component: COG complex; membrane. The transcript is spliced from 2 exons. NCBI's taxonomy places the organism in Eukaryota, Fungi, Ascomycota, Eurotiomycetes, Eurotiales, Aspergillaceae. The record is from RefSeq and is a predicted model, not a curated record. Gene Ontology annotation, biological process: intra-Golgi vesicle-mediated transport; Golgi organization; protein transport.
AUGAACCGUUUCCGUUUUGGCGACUCGGACGAGUCUGCCUCCGACUUCGACGAGGACCCCUCCGGCCUGCCUUUCCCCGAGCCGUUAUCUCGAACCUCCUUUCUGGCCCCUGACUUUGACCCGGCUGUCUUUCUCUCCUCCUUGACGAAUCGGCAUCAAAGCCUAGAAGACUUGCGACAAGAGCUGCGGAGCCUGGAGCAAUUGUUGAACAGAGAGCUGCUGGACCUGGUCAACGAGAACUACCAGGACUUCUUGUCACUCGGCACCGCGCUGCGCGGAGGGGAGGAGAAGAUUGAAGGCGUGAAGGUGGGCCUGUUGUCCUUCCAGCGAGAUGUUCAAUCAAUUCGGGAUAAAGUGGAAGCCCGCCGCCAGGAGGUAGAGGGACUGUUGAAUGAAAAAAGGCGACUGCGGACGCAAGCCGACACAGGCAAAGAUCUUCUGGAUUAUGCGGACAGGGUGGAAGAGUUGGAGCACCGAUUGAUCAUCGCGGACAAAUCCACCUCACUGAAGGAUGUUCCGGCUGAUGACGAGUCCGAUUCGGAGUCCGAUCUGUAUGGCAGUGGCAGUGACGACAGCGACGAAGAGGAAUUGCAGGAUGGAGCCGCACCGGUAUCAUUGAAACGGCUUGAGCGUCAUGUGCAGAAGUACGUAUUCUUGUCCGCGAUUGCCGAACGAGUGGGCGAGAAUCAUCCAUUCCUUAUUGCACAGCAACCGCGUGUGGCAAAGGUCAGGUCGACCGUUCUUCUGGACUUGAAGACUGCGUUGGAACAGGCUAGCCAUGCGGGUGACAAGCGUGAUGCACGGACAAUGGCAGUCCUGCAUCUUUACGACAUGAUGGGCGAGGACAUGAGCGCUGUCGCCACGCUCAAGAACCUCAAAAUCUAG